GCUAAGGGACCUUCAUUGGACAAUGGAUCCGAGAUCAAACGCAUACAGGCUAUGCUCAACUCCAGAUGUGAUUGUAUUAGUAGAAAACAUCAACCCAACCAUAGCGAAAUGUAGCCAACUCUUUUAACCUCGUUCAAUAAACCGUUCACCGGUGCGGACAGAGAGAGUGCGUGGUCUGCACGUGGCACUCAAAGCAUCCUUGGCACUAUAGUCCAAGUUGGUCUGGUUUUAAGGCGAGGAUUGAAGAGCGCACAUUGACCUAGACGCGCAAUACAGGGAGGCAAACAGCGAAAGGAGAAAUCAGUUCCGUCCUAGUGCGGCAGCGGGAUAUGGAUUUUCCACCGGACAUUAGAGCGCAUCUCUAUUAAGAAGACGACUCUGAAGCUGUUGGUUGAAUGAGUGGCUUUCUUCUGGCUGGUUCAAUUACGUGACUUGCUCGGGAACGAAUCACGGAAAAGAACAACCGCCGAUGAUGAGAUAAAAUAAAAAGUUGAUCUCGCAAAAGAAAUAACUGUAGUGAAAGAAUACGUGUGAUAGAUUGAGUACCGCAAAUACUGCCACUUGGUCUUAGUUGUCACUUCAAUGGAGAAAUUGUUUCUAUUCGGAGGGAGAUGUCUAACGAUAAUUAUCAUCGUUUUAGUACUUUUCGUUGUGUUGGUGAUGAGCUUUCCCAACAAACACCACCACAAACGCCACAAUGGUGUUUUUUUGUUGGCUCGUGCUCAGCCGCCCAUCAGUGGGGUCCAUCAUAGACCGGAGGCCCUGGAGCAGCAGAACCAGGUCCAGAGCCUCCUCCCCCCUGUCACUGAGCACCGCCACAAGAGGAGGUGGUUCCACUCCCAGCACCGCUCCGUAGGGGUUCUGCCCCAGCCUGAGCCUGAGGAGAUCAAGCCCUUCGUUCUGGACCUGAAGAACUUCCCUGAGCUGGCCAACGCAGACAUCAGCUCGCAGAACCCCAACAUCCAGGUGACCAUUGAGGUGGUGGACGACCCUAACAUGGACUUAGAGAUGGAUCUGAUAAAGGACUGGAUCCCCUCGUCCUCUGUAGGCUGGCUGGGGGGUAAGAAGCUGUUCUGGCCUCUGUUCUGGGGAUACACAGACGCUGACUCCAGCGAGGAUGGGACGGGCCGCUCAGUGCCGGAGGACACUGGAGAGGAAGAGGAAGUCGAGGAAGAUUACCUGUUGGAGUAUGGUAGCGAAAAGCCCCUCCCUAGCGGUCGCUGGAACGAGGGUAGGGACGCCACACAGAGCUACUAUGAGAAGGAGGAGACGGAGGAGACGGAGGAGUGGAGUGCCUGGUCUCCGUGCUCUGUCACCUGUGGUCAUGGAGAGAGGAAAAGGAUACGGUCCUGUGGUUACUCCUGCACCCUGACAGAGGCCUCCAAAUGUGACAUGGAGCCUUGUCCAGACGAUGUCAACACUGUGGCUGAAGCUUUCCCCUUCGAGAUGGAGAAUGGCACUGAACCUUUUGGCACAGAUGUGGACACCUGUGAGAAGUGGCUGAACUGUAAGAGUAACUUCCUCCAGAGAUACCUCAACCAGGUCCUGUCAGAACUACCCAGCUGCCCCUGCACUUACCCCUCGGCCACCGCCGCCACCGUGGUCAGCGUCUUCGACGAGGGACACGACCGGACGUUCCGUUGGCGCGACGCCAGCGGCCCUAAAGAACGCCUGGACAUCUACAAACCCUCGGCGAGGACUUGCAUCCGCUCGGCCCUCUCCGGCGACGUCGCCACGCUCGCCGCCCAGCACUGUUGCUACGACAACCGCGACCAUCUGAUCACGCGGGGGAAGGGUGCGGGAACGCCCAACCUGAUCAGCACGGAGUUCUCACCGGAGCUCCACUUCAAGGUGGACGUGCUGCCCUGGAUCCUGUGUAAAGGGGACUGGAGCCACUUCCACGCACUGCGACCGCCCAACAAUGGCCUGGUCUGCCCGGAGAACCCCCACCAGGACGUGUUCAUAAACGAGCUGGAGGAGGCCCGGGAGUACUGAGAACGCGAGCAGUCGCCAAAACUACAUUACCCAGAAUGUGCCAGAACAGUGGGGUCCAAUCCUAACUUGAGAAAAGAAAGCAGGGAUGUUUUGCAUUGCAUUAAAGUCAAUAGGAAGUUUGGGGAUUGUGAAGUUGAAGGUGCAAGUUAAUCUCAAGUUAGGAGUUGGCACAUUAAACAUCAUGCGACCAGGCCCAACAGAAAAUAAUUGAACUUCAUUGAACUGAUCAAAAAAGAGAUGCAGUCCUGACGAUGUGUUUCGCAUCCAGUAAGAUUCCCAGCUCUCUCGAUGUCUGUCCACACUCCUGUGUGCAUGUAAGCAUGACGUUGUCAUCUAGCCUGUUGGUAUUGUAGGAGCUCUGUCUGUGUGACUGACCAUCAGUGUUGGUAACAUGUUAUAUAAUCAGAUUACUUUUAUGAGUAAUGGAGUAAAGUAACGCGGUACUUUUUCAAAUUGGGUAAUACAUUACAUGACCAAAAGUAUGUGGACACCUGCUCAUCGAACAUCUCACUCCAAAAUCA
Messenger RNA from Oncorhynchus tshawytscha (Chinook salmon), 2516 nucleotides. RefSeq names its product isthmin-2-like. Lineage: Eukaryota; Metazoa; Chordata; Actinopteri; Salmoniformes; Salmonidae. Bases 583 to 1995 code for a protein of 470 amino acids. The record is from RefSeq and is a predicted model, not a curated record. The transcript has 5 exons.